This is a messenger RNA of Oryctolagus cuniculus (rabbit), 2584 nucleotides long. It is a transcript of the gene TAF7L, whose product is annotated as TATA-box binding protein associated factor 7 like. The record is from RefSeq and is a predicted model, not a curated record. NCBI's taxonomy places the organism in Eukaryota, Metazoa, Chordata, Mammalia, Lagomorpha, Leporidae. Gene Ontology annotation, cellular component: transcription factor TFIID complex. Gene Ontology annotation, biological process: RNA polymerase II preinitiation complex assembly; transcription initiation at RNA polymerase II promoter. Gene Ontology annotation, molecular function: RNA polymerase II general transcription initiation factor activity.
GAAGCCAUUUUAUGACCCCAACGAUUGUGGAUCAUGGAGUUCCCUGAGGAAGAGCCCAUCGAUUUGUCAGAAGAUGAUUUAAUACUAAUAGCACUAACAUCAGAAGAAAUGAUCUACCAACAACAACAAAUGCUUGCCAACCAAAAUGCGGAAAUGGCCCGUUGUCAGAGCCCUGAACAUGUUGACGGUCCCAGAACUGAAAAUGCCAGCGGCCCCGGCAUGGACAAUGCCAGCGGCCUCGGCACUGAAAACGCCAGAGGUCCCAGCAGGGAAAGUGCCAGCGACCCCAGCACGGAAAGUGCCAGCGACCCCAGCAGAGAAAGUGCCAGCGACCCCAGCAGGGAAAGUGCCAGCGACCCCAGCAGGGAAAGUGCCAGCGACCCCAGCAGGGAAAGUGCCAGCGACCCCAGCAGAGAAAGUGCCAGCGACCCCAGCAGGGAAAGUGCCAGCGACCCCAGCAGGGAAAAUGUUGCUGACCAUAGCACCGCAACAACCAGCAACGAAGUCGCUGGACUUCAGGUUGACCAAGGCCCUGGAACUGAUGCUGACGGAGGUGCCCAAGCUGCUGCCCAAACUCCUUCCGAAAACCUCCCAGAAAAGACAGACAUGACUAAAAGCCAGGAUGAAGUUCCUCAUGAACUUGAGAACCAGUUUAUAUUACGUGUGCCUCCGGAAUAUGCUUCUACUAUCAGGAAAAUGGUGCGUUCUAGAGAUGUCGCCAUGAAGGAUAAACUAAAAAUUGACCUCUCUCCUGAUGGGCGCAGAGCAACCGUUGAAGUGGACAAGGUCUCACUGGCUGCCAAGCUGGUUGAUUUGCCCUGUGUUGUUGGAAGCAUGAAAACUUUUGAUAAAAAAACCUUUUUUACAACAGCAGACAUUUCCCAGAUGCUUGUGUGCACUACUGCUGAUGAUCAGCCGCAGUCUUCUCCAGAGGAACCAGUUGCCUCUGCUGAUCUUGAUUUAAUGGAUAUAAGUGAGAGAGAGAAGAAGAAGAGUUAUACCUGGAAACAUGGCAUUACUCCACCACUUAAGAAUGUCAGAAAGAAAAGAUUCCGGAAAACAACAAAAAAGCUUGCUGAUUUAAAAGAACUUGAAGAAAUCAGCUUUAGUGAGUACGUUGAUUCUCCAGCUGUGGAAAAGGAAGUGAAGAGACUGCUGUAUUCAGAUGCUGAAGCCAUCAGUGCCCGAUGGGAAGUCAUUGCCGAAGGUGAAGACAAGGAAAUUGAAAGUCAAGGCUGCAUUUCAGGCUUCAAGAUAUCCCCAGGAUCAAGCGGCGAGAAGCGUGGUCGUAUCUCAUCAGAAUAUAAUAUUCUUCGGGAGAUGUUCAGUUUUAGUAUUGAUAAUGAGGAGGAAGAGGAGACAUCGUCAACAAAGAAGGAUGAGGACGAAGACGAGGAAGAAGAGGAUGAAGAGGAUGAGGACGAAGACAUGAUAGAGGAAGAGGAGGAGACUGAUUGUGAAGAGGAUCUGGAAAGGGAGCUACAAGCCAAGUUGCUUGAAUCUAACCUGUACAAGUCAAAGGAAGCUUCCAAUGCCCUAGUCCUAACAAUUCAGAAGCAGAUUCAUUUCUUGGAGAGAAAGCUCCGUAACAUUCAGUGCCAAACACAAAGACAGAAUCAUCUCUUCAUGAAAGUGGAAAGCCUGCCACUCAAGAACCACUUAAAGUCUGUGCUGGAGAAGCUUAACUUAGAAGAGAAACAAAGAAAUGAGCAGCUCAUUUCCCUGCAGGAGAAACUGAAAUGUAUUCUGAAGAAGUGAGAGGCAUCGUCAGCCUGGCACACAAACCUUAGAUUCACCAUCCAGACUGAAAACUGGAUAAAAUAGUGCACAAUUCUGUUUCUUCAUCUGUUGCCUAAUGUUGAAUCAAUUGUAUUUGCUUCUCAGAACUUUUUUUUUUUUUUUGCUAGUUACAGUAGCUUUGAAGUUCAUAGUCACAUAGAUGGGGAAAGUAUAAAAAAGCAGUAGACUUAAAGUCCCCACUCAACCAUGGGGACUUUGCUUCUCUUUGCCAAUUUGAGAAUUUCUACUAUUGUUCCUGUACUGUGGUGCCAUCAGAUGAUUCAGCUGUGCUUGCCAAGGGCAGACAAUCUAGCCUAGAUACUAGUCAGCUGGGCUGUAUAUGUUUCGGCUUUUCCAAACUCUUCUGUUUAAGCAUUUCCUACAACAUAGAAAGAAUUGAGUCAUUUCUACCAAGGGCUUGGGCCUGCUACAGUGAAUUGAAGUGCCUACAUUACAGCAGUUAAUACUAGGUCAUGCCUGUCUCUGUUCAGGUAAUAGGGUUGCUUUCCUGCUCAGGGGUGCUUGCUUGCUGCUGCUGCUCUUUCUUCUGUUGCGUUUUCAGCCCUGUGGCUGCCUGUUAUUCAUUAACUAAUGUAACAGAACAGAGACAAGAAACUCUGAACUGUUCCCCUUAUUCUGAGCCUUCUCAUCCUAACACCCAUCAGAAAACAUUAGGAGAAACCAGAUGUCUGUAGUACCUAUGAAACUUUCCUUAACAACUCUAACUGGCUGGUGAAGAUUUUUUUUCCUGUUAUAUGAUCAAGGUUUUCUUUAAGCAAUAAAUAAAUUCUGUCUUCUUUAAGCA